This is a messenger RNA of Oreochromis niloticus (Nile tilapia), 1023 nucleotides long. RefSeq lists its product as uncharacterized. Lineage: Eukaryota; Metazoa; Chordata; Actinopteri; Cichliformes; Cichlidae. The transcript is spliced from 3 exons. Gene Ontology annotation, molecular function: nucleic acid binding. The record is from RefSeq and is a predicted model, not a curated record. The coding region runs from base 109 to 1023 and encodes 304 amino acids.
GGAGGAGGAGGAGGAGGAGGACGAAGUCGAAGAGGCCAUGCAUGGACCCAUAUUUCUGAUGAUAUAAGAGCAACUUUGGUGGACCAUGUCAUCAACCAUGGCCUGACCAUGAGGGAAGCUGGGCAGAGAGUCCACCCACAUCUAAGCCGCUUCACAGUGGCAUCUGUAAUAAGAACAUUCCGACUAGAAAACAGAAUGACUCGAAGACCUUCUGGGGGAGGACGCCAACGCCUGUUCACACAACAGCAGGAACUUGCCGUUGUGGACCUAGUGAGGGCAGACAAUGCCAUCCGUCUCCACCAGCUACGAAAGACAAUACUUGCAGACAGGCAAGUGCUCAACAACAUAACCCAUGUGAACAUCACCACCAUCAGACGCAUCUUGGGAAAACACAGCAUCACCAUGAAGCAGCUCUACAGAGUCCCAUUUGAGGGGAACAGUGACAGGGUCAAAGGACGUCGAGCUGAGUAUGUACGGAGAAUCUUGGCCAUGGAUGGAGCUGCACAGCCUCAUGAAUUCAUUUUCAUUGAUGAAGCUGGAUUCGACCUGUGCAAAACAAGACGACGGGGUCGUAAUGUAAUUGGCCAAAGGGCAAUUGUGCACGUCCCAGGGCAGCCCGGGGGAAAUAUCACAUUGUGUGCCGCCAUAAGCCUUCAAGGGCUUCUGCAUCAUCAUGCAAAACUAGGUCCAUACAAUAGCCAACAUAUACUCACAUUUCUAGAUGCUCUCCAUAAUAUAGUUGUACAGAACAGCCCAGAUCAGCCCAGGUUUGUGGUGAUAUGGGAUAAUGUCAGUUUCCAUCGGGCUGCUCUGGUCCAGGCCUGGUUCUCCAACCACAAUCAACUUGAAGUGGUAUACUUGCCCCGACAUCCCUCAUCUAUAGCAUCACACAUGCAAAGUUACAGUUUCUGCCCAUUGCUUGAACACAUUUUGCAAAACUUCGCUCAUUGUGCCAAAACUCUAAACACAAGUAAACAUGACACAACACUGGGAAAUAUACCAUUCACAUCUGUGCCAAAUUGA